This is a messenger RNA of Papaver somniferum (opium poppy), 826 nucleotides long. RefSeq names its product protein EARLY RESPONSIVE TO DEHYDRATION 15-like. The record is from RefSeq and is a predicted model, not a curated record. The transcript is spliced from 2 exons. Lineage: Eukaryota; Viridiplantae; Streptophyta; Magnoliopsida; Ranunculales; Papaveraceae. Bases 104 to 550 code for a protein of 148 amino acids.
CACUUCCAAUCCACACAUUCACUCACUCCGAUCAUCAAAAUCUCAAAUCAAGAAAUUGAAAUUGAAAUCAUAAUUUUAUUUUUUCAGGAAAUUGCAGUAAGUUAUGUUAAUGGAUAUUAUGUCAGCUCCAACAUUGUCAACCUCAUCACUGAAUCCUAAUGCUCCAUUGUUUGUACCAAGAGCUUACCAAGCAGUUGAGGAUUACUCAGAUGAAUGGUGGGAACUCAUUCAAUCAUCUCCAUGGUUCCGUGAUUACUGGCUCAAAGAAUGUUUCCAAGAUCCUUCUCAGUACUCUCCUUCUUCAGAUGAUCUUUAUCAUCUGAAUAACAUGGAUGAAGCUGUCUUUGAUGCAUUCACUAAUCAAGAUGAGGAUGAUGUGGAAGAUCAAGCGGAAGAAGUAGAGAAGAAUUACUACAAGGAUCUGAUAUCAUUUGGAGUACUGAAAUGGAGGAAAUCUCAAGGUCUUGCUGAGAAAAGCCCCAAGUAUGAGAAAGCGCCUAAGUUUGUUAAGAUGCAGGUUAACCCAAGGCCUAUCCAGCAACCUAGGUAGGUAAUCAAUUCAGGUAGGUCAUGGAGAGUCCAUUGUAGAUCUGGUUUCUCUUUUUGUAAAUGAAAAUCAUUAGAAAAAGGAAAAAAAAAAGAUUGGAAUUUAGAAUUAAGAUUUAAUUUUAGUUUGUAUGGAAUGUGAAGAUGUUGUUGUUCUUAGUAGUUGUUUUCUUUUUUAAGUUUACAACAGUUUUAAUGGUCGAGUUGAGAAAAAUGUAGUUAAAAUUUAGAGGAAAAUAUAUCAAUAAAAAGAAAAGGGAAACUCUUUUGAUUAUUUUAA